Messenger RNA from Penicillium angulare, 798 nucleotides. RefSeq lists its product as uncharacterized. The transcript is spliced from 2 exons. NCBI's taxonomy places the organism in Eukaryota, Fungi, Ascomycota, Eurotiomycetes, Eurotiales, Aspergillaceae. Gene Ontology annotation, molecular function: nucleic acid binding. Bases 1 to 798 code for a protein of 265 amino acids. The record is from RefSeq and is a predicted model, not a curated record.
AUGCCUGCGCACUCAUCGCAACUUUUACAACCUCUUGAUGUGGGUUGUUUUGCUGUUUUAAAGCGCGCGUAUGGUCGACUUGUUGAAAUACGGAUGCGGAGAGGUUUUAACCAUGUCGAUAAGCUUGACUUCCUCGAUUCAUAUCCAGACGCUCGUUUUCAAGAAUUUAAACCAGAGAUUAUCAAAAGCAGCUUCACAGCAGCUGGUUUAGUCCCGCUUGAUCCAGAUCGAGUUAUUUCUAAGCUCAAUAUUCAGCUUCGAACUCCAACACUAGCAACAAGUCGAGGAAGCGAAUCGAGUCGAAAUUUCACCCCUAAAACCCCUCGAACACUCAAGCAACUCCAUCGACAAGCAUCUUCAAUUAAGAAGCUCUUAAAUCAACUUUCAAAGAGCCCACAAAGCCCAUCAAAUCGUGCUUUAAACCAGCUUAUUAAAGGUUGUGAAAUCACAAUGCAAAACGCGAAAAUUCUUGCACAAGAAAACCAUGAUUUACGUGCUGCCAACGAGAAGCAGAAGCAGAAAAGGACUCGAUCUAGACAGCAUGAAGGUUUAUAUAUAGCUGAGCUUGAACAAUUGACUCAAAUCGCUCCAAAACCUGAUUCUCAACUUCAAAAUAUCGAGUCAACCAGUCAAUCACAAGCUCAAGAAUCACGACCUCGAGCUCCACCAACCCUUCAGACAAUAAUCCGUGCAUUAGUACCAGCUCAUAACAUUCGUAUGGUGUUCCGAACUGCACAGCUGGCUUACAUGCGCAGCUCGCUUACCCACUACGUUAACGUAGACACCGUAAUUCACUAG